This is a messenger RNA of Capsella rubella, 2778 nucleotides long. Its product is annotated as probable LRR receptor-like serine/threonine-protein kinase At4g37250. NCBI's taxonomy places the organism in Eukaryota, Viridiplantae, Streptophyta, Magnoliopsida, Brassicales, Brassicaceae. The transcript is spliced from 2 exons. Gene Ontology annotation, molecular function: protein kinase activity; protein binding; ATP binding. Gene Ontology annotation, biological process: protein phosphorylation. The record is from RefSeq and is a predicted model, not a curated record. The coding region runs from base 291 to 2615 and encodes 774 amino acids.
GUUGUAAAGACAAGAAAAAAGAGAUUUCAUAUAAUAAAUGAACAAGACUGUAAUAACAAGUAGUGUGUAUUCGUAUUGAUAAUUAGAAUUUAAGAAACUCUGCAAUAUUUUCUCAGAGAGACAGAGACACAAAGAAAGAGAGAGAGAGAGAGAGCAUUUAGGGAACAGGAAGUGGAGUGUUUGGUUACGGUGGUGAGCUGUUUCUUUUUCUCUCUUUUAACUCUCUUUAACUCUCUUCACACCUCUCUCUAUCUCUCCCUCUCUGUCUUUCACAGUAGUUUGAUGAAGCCAUGAAAAUGGAGUUGAUGCCAAUGGUUUUCUUCUUCUUCUUCUUUUGCUCUGUUUUGAAUUCCUCUGCUUUGAACUCUGAUGGGUUGGUUCUGAUGAAAUUUAAGUCCUCUGUUCUUGUUGAUCCUCUGUCUUUAUUACAGACUUGGAAUCACAAACACCAAACUCCAUGUUCUUGGAGAGGUGUCUCUUGUAAUAACGAUUCUAAAGUCUUGACCUUGUCUCUCCCCAAUUCUCAGCUUCUUGGUUCGGUUCCAUCUGAUUUGGGUUCUCUCUUGACACUUCAAAGUCUCGAUCUUUCCAACAAUUCCUUCAAUGGGCCAUUACCAGUUUCUUUCUUCAACGCUAGAGAGCUCAGGUUCCUCGAUCUCUCCAGUAACAUGAUCUCCGGCGAGCUCCCUUCUGCAAUUGGUGAUCUUCACAAUCUUCUAACCCUAAAUCUCUCUGAUAAUGCCUUGGCGGGAAAGUUACCUGCCAAUUUGGCGUCAUUGAGAAACUUGACGGUGGUUUCUUUGGAGAAUAAUUACUUCUCCGGCGAGAUUCCUGGCGGUUGGAGAGUUGUUGAGUCCUUAGACCUGUCGUCGAAUCUUAUCAAUGGCUCGCUUCCACCGGAUUUUGGCGGAGACAGUCUCCGGUACUUGAACGUCUCGUUUAACCAAAUCUCCGGCGAAAUUCCACCUGGUAUCGGAGCCGAUUUCCCCAGAAACGUCACCGUUGAUCUCUCAUUCAACAACUUAACCGGUCCAAUCCCGGAUUAUCCGGUUUUCUUUGACCAGAAAUCAAAUUCAUUUUCAGGAAACCCGAAUCUAUGCGGUGACCCGACCCGAAACCCGUGUCCCAUCCCUUCCUCACCGUCGAUUGUCUCCGAGGCCGAAGUACCAACAUCUACACCAGCAAUAGCCGCCAUACCGAACACAAUUGGGUCAAACCCGGUUACCGAUCCAAAAUCACAACAAACCGACUCAAAUCCCCGAACCCGGUUACGACCCGGAGUUAUAAUUGGGAUAGUUAUCGGAGACGUAGCCGGAAUCGGAAUCCUUGCCUUGAUUUUCCUCUAUAUCUAUAGAUGCAAGAAGAACAAGACCGUUGAUUACGACAGCAACAAACAAAGACAAGAAACAGAGACAACAAUUACGCUAUCAACAUUUUCAUCACAAUCAUCUUCUUCUUCUUCACCAGAGGAAUCAAGAAGAUUCAAGAAAUGGUCAUGUCUACGAAAAGAUCCUGAAACGACACCAUCUGAAGACGAAGAAGAAGAGGAUGGCGACGAAGAAACCUGUUACAAUGCAAAUCAACAGUCAGGAGAUAACAAGAAAGGGACGUUAGUGACCGUUGAGGGAGAGAAAGAGAUGGAGAUUGAGACUCUGCUUAAGGCCUCAGCUUAUAUUCUAGGAGCCACUGGUUCGAGUAUAACGUAUAAAGCCGUUCUCGAGGAUGGAAGGGUUUUCGCGGUUCGUCGGCUAGGUGACAACGGUUUGAACCAGCGCCGGUUUAAGGAUUUCGAGUCGCAUAUACGAGCCAUUGGAAAAUUGGUUCACCCGAAUUUGGUCAGACUCUGUGGGUUCUAUUGGGGUACCGACGAGAAAUUGGUCAUUUACGAUUUUGUCCCUAAUGGCAGCCUCGUCAACCCUCGUUUCCGAAAAGGAGGAGGGUCUUCUUCGCCUUAUCAUUUACCGUGGGAAACUCGACUCAAGAUAGCAAAGGGCAUUGCACGUGGGCUGGCUUAUCUCCACGAGAAGAAGCAUGUGCAUGGAAACUUGAAGCCUAGUAACAUACUCUUGGGCCACGACAUGGAGCCUAAAAUAGGCGAUUUCGGACUCGAAAGGCUUCUAACAGGGGAAACGAGCUACAUCCGAGCUGGUGGGUCAUCUCGGAUUUUCAGUAGUAAGCGUUACACAACCUCCUCCCGAGACUUCUCGUCUAUAGGGCGUACGCCAAGCCCCAGUCCGAGCUCGGUUGGGCCGAUGUCACCUUACUGCGCACCGGAGUCUCUCCGAAGCCUAAAACCGAGUCCAAAAUGGGACGUUUACGGCUUUGGAGUGAUCCUUCUCGAGCUUCUCACGGGAAAGAUCGUGUCGGUUGAAGAGAUUGUGCUAGGAAACGGAUUGACAGUUGCGGACGGACAUCGCGCACUGAGGAUGGCAGAUGUGGCCAUGCGCGGCGAGUUAGACGGCAAGCAAGACUUUCUGCUCGAUUGUUUCAAGUUAGGCUGUAGCUGCGCAUCUCCUGUUCCUCAAAAGAGGCCAACGAUGAAAGAAUCUUUGGCUGUUCUUGAAAAAUUGGGUCCAACUGCUACUAAGUCUCCAUCGUUCCACUACGGACAUUAAUGUGUCAGUUUGAUACAACUAGUUUAGUCAAUUUGAUUUUAUUGCUAACUUGUUUCUGUCAUUCUGUGUAUAGAACUUGUAUUUCCUGUUUUUUUUUUACAGUCUGAUUUCCCAACAUUAAUAAUAUUUUUAUUGAAAAGAAUAUACUGUCACUAAUGCUGGA